Molecule: messenger RNA, 1779 nt
Organism: Penicillium cosmopolitanum
Lineage: Eukaryota; Fungi; Ascomycota; Eurotiomycetes; Eurotiales; Aspergillaceae
Product: Zn(II)2Cys6 transcription factor
Exons: 3
Coding region: 1-1779 (592 amino acids)
Biological process (GO): positive regulation of transcription by RNA polymerase II; DNA-templated transcription
Molecular function (GO): DNA-binding transcription factor activity, RNA polymerase II-specific; zinc ion binding; sequence-specific DNA binding
Source: RefSeq, a predicted model, not a curated record
AUGCCGACAGCCACCACCUUCCUGGAUAACCCGUUGCUCAAGGUCAGCCGCCCUGUCGCCGCCUGCUCGCGAUGCCGCACCGCCAAAAUUAAGUGUGAUGGCAAGCUCCCCGCCUGUUCGGCCUGUGAUAAGGUCGGCAAGGCGAGCACCUGCUCCGGCGCCAGCGACGAAUUUGCCAAAGGCAAGGAGCGCAGCUAUGUGGCUUCUCUGGAGGGCUACUGUGAGAAGCUGGAAAAGAAGAUUUCCCACUUACGAGAUCGCCAAUCCUCCCUCUCGCUUGAAGGUAAUGGUGUCGCCCGGGAAAUGUCCAUCACCUCAACCUCCUCCGCUGGCCCCUUAGCCCCCGCCCACCGCCGAGAGGUCUCGGAUAUUGAUGAUCUCGUCGGCGAUUUUGGCUUCUUAUCCGUCAAUGCCACAUCACGCGACUUUCAUGGGAUCACUUCCAAGACCACUUUCGCCAACUUGCUUCUAUCUGUCGCAACAGUGGGGGAUCCCCCACCGCACUCCCCCCGCUCAUUGCCCGCACGCCACGAGGCAACACCCCUCUUACAGUAUUAUUUUGACAACGUCUUUGUUCAGCUACCUUUCUUUGUGGAAACGAGCUUUUGGACAUCCGUGGAUGCCGUUUAUCAAUCUGACGGCCGCUUCGCGAAGCCGUUCGACCAUUGGAUGCUGCGAAUGGUUCUUGCAAUCGCCUCGGCUGCAGUUUCGUACCAAAACAAUGACAAAAGCCAUCAGAAAGCUUUGGCCCUGGUCUCCGAUGCAUUGAAUUAUGCUGAGGAGGUUCUUCGACCAGGAUCAAUCACCUGUAUCCAAGCCAUUAUCCUUCUCGCUCAGUAUGCCCUGGUCGACCCGGGGCACUUCCGCAGCUGGCACUUAGUAGGAAUGGCGAUCCGAGUCGCUGUAGACCUAGGCCUCCAUCAAGAUCCCCCGGUGGAGGUUUAUUCGAACGCAGACCGACUCGAAAUUCGUCGGCGAGUAUUCCAUUGUCUCUAUUGCCUCGACAGGGGAAUGAGUACUGCGACCCAACGGACAUUUUCCUUCUCAGACGCCUCCGUCGAUGUCGCCAUGCCCUCUCCCAGUACAUCGAAUGGGUCAUCGCCCGCAGAACAAAGCCACAUAUUCCUGCGAAGCCCAGCGCCAGCUCUUCACAUCGUUAAGAUACGGCAAAUAUUGUCUGCUGGGUAUCAAGAUAUGUAUUAUGCUUCACGGGAACAGUCCGCGCAACCACUCGUCCAAACGUGGAAUCUCUGCUACAAAACCCGACAAUGGUUCCACGAAUGCCCUAAGAACGCUCCCAACCAUUUCUCCCUUCUAUACCGACUUGAACUAUUAUACACCAUCAUCAUUCUUGUUUCACCCUCUCAUCGAUACCCCGUACUUUGCGACUAUAGCAAAGCAAUCCUGUUCGACCGGUGCAUGGACUUCAUCAGCCAGAUUCACCAAGUGCUGGAGAAUCCGAGCGUCCUGCCUUUCCUCACAUUCCUAGAUAUCCAGCGCGUCCAUCAGAAGGAACCCCCCGAUCCACCGAUGCUAGGCGAAGAAGACCGCAUCAAUUGCCGUCCUCGGGCAACUCGCUGUCUCGCAUAUGUCCGAGAUAUCCUCCAAUUCUGUUCGCGGAAAUGGGACCUCCGAUUCCUCCUGGAAAAUUUUGAACAGGAGUCUGCCCAUCUGAAUACGAUGCUGUCGGACAACUAUGCCACGAAUUACGGCGUGUUUACGCAAGCGCCGGCGUCUAGGCUGCCGCUGGCCGGCACUGGAUAUUCUGCAUACCACUAG